AUGGAUCCCGGAUCGGCACUAGGGAUUGCCAGUGCAAUCAUCACCUUCAUCGACUUCUCUUGGAGUCUCAUCACUGGGACUAUAGAGGUGUAUCGCAAUGGCCGAGUCAAAGAUGAUCAGGACAUUGAGACCAUCACAUCAGACCUCGAGUCCAUUACAGAUGACCUCCGAAACGGGGCUCCUGGAUCAAGUCGUGCGGAAAAGAGCAUAGCUAAUCUGAGCGAGAAAUGCCUUGCGACCUCUCAAGAGUUGCAAAAGUUGUUCCGACCUCUAGUGAAAAACUCACAAAACAAAAGGACGAUCUGGAAAAGUUUCAAGACUCAGUGGGCCAUCACGACGGGGAAGGAGAAGAUCGAUGAGCUGAGUUUCAAGUUGCAAGGAUACAGAGAGCAGCUCAUGCUCAAUUUGGCCCUGCUCCUUCGUGAUGACAAAGCUAGCUUGAAUGUUCAAAUGCACGCUAUUCAGGACAGUUUCAGCGAUCUAAACUUGGGCCUGGCUACAAAGCUCACCUCUCUUCGCGACGAUCUUAUCGAAGCUUUAGAGAAAGAAACAACCCCUCAGGCGCCACCCAACCACCCAAAUGGAGAGGCCUUCUCGUUGAUCGACUCGCUGGAAGACCUCAAGAGAAUGAUUGCAUACUUGCAAUCUUCUAUCAUUGACAUGCCCAUUCAGCAAAGAAUUCUUCGCCAACUUGCCUAUCAACAGAUGCCUUCCCGCCACUCUGCAAUCGUCAGUCCAGAAGCUGGUACUCUGCAAUGGAUCUUUUCUCAAGCAGACCCCAUUGAUAAAGACGCUACUUCUGCAGAUCGCCAGUUUCAAGAUGUGCGAACCGAUGCUAGCCAGAAGUAUCUGACGUGGUUAGAGGCAGGAACAGGCGUCUUUCAUCUUUCUGGAAAUACUGGCUCAGGAAAAUCGGCGCUCAUGAAAUACAUUGCUGGACAUGAUGUUACAAAAAAGAAAUUGGAGCUAUGGGCCGGAACCCAAACUUUGGUCCUGGCCGAUUUCUAUUUCUGGGCGCCAGGAAACGACCUGCAGCGAUCGCUUGAAGGGCUACAUCGAACAAUCUUGUUUGGGGCAUUGAGUCAACAUCCAGAGUUGAUGGAGAAGAUCUUCCCCCAGCAAUGGCGACGCUUGAAGGCCUCACGCUCCUGGACAGACCCUCUGGUGGAGGGAAUUCAAGAAUUCGGGCAGCGACGAAUCGAGGAGGCAUUCGCGAUGCUGACUGAGAGUAGAGAUUUCUCAGGCUACAAGUUCUGCUUCUUCAUCGACGGCCUCGAUGAGCUUAGCGGAGACAAACAAGACCACGAAAAUCUCGCCGAACAAAUAUGUGGCUGGGCAAAGGCAGAAAACGUAAAAGUCUGCGCCAGCUCCCGACCGUAUCGGGAGUUUCUAGACAUAUUUCAAUCUUCUGGACAUACAACUAUCUAUUUGCAUCAGCUGAACAAAUCAGACAUCUAUGCAUAUUGCCGAGAAAAGUUGGGCCAAGAUAGGAAAGGAAAGAAUCUACCAGAACAAGACCGCGAAGAGUUGAUAAGGGCAAUUGCCAAGAAGUCUCAAGGAGUUUUCCUGUGGACUUUCCUCGUAGUUCGCCAGCUUCUCAAUGCUCUUCGCAAUGAGGAUCCGUUGCGUGUACUGAGGAAACGGGUUGAUGAAGUCCCGGUACAACUGGAAGAACUUUACGCCAAAUCGCUGGAAUCUAUCGGGAGAAGCAAGAUAGAUAGGGAAAGGGCAUUCAGAAUCCUCCUACUAGCCCUCGAAAACCUCUGUCCUUGGCCAAUAGAUGCCCUCUCGUUUUCUUGGAUUCCCGGCUUUGACGAUGGACAAUCGCAGGGCCUGCAGGAUGCAGAUUUUCCAAAUGCAACAAUGUUCGAAUGUUACUCAAAAGAUGAAGCUGUCCGGACGCUGAGUCGUGUGAAAGCUCAGGUCCAGGGCCUCACCAGAGACUUCCUGGAGACCAAACACAAUGAUAACAUUGAGAGCGGGUUUCGUCCCUAUCAGGGAGAAGAUUUUUCAAACUGGACAGUUGAAUUCUUCCACCGAUCUGCCCGUGAUUAUCUAUGGGAUAAUAAGGUUCAGCGAGCUUUAAUACGCCAUUAUUUAAUGGGACUCCACGCGCUAAAAGAUGGCACAACACUUUUUUGGGAACUACAGGCAACGAUCAAUUGUCGAGGCGUUUAUGAACCCUACUGGGUCGGCCUCAGGCCAAUAAAUUGGAGCACAUACCAGACUAUUGUCUAUGAUCUGAUUUCAAAAUCAUUGGUUCACAUUGCUGCUUACUUUGGAUUGGAGAAAUUUGUGCUGGAUGGGGUCGAUCGGAACCCGGAAGUUCUUCGUACCGAUAACAACCUGAAUCUCCUUGUCUCUGCUGUUAUGGCCACGCAAGGUCCUCCGGGAACGGAUUUAGUGGGGGAAUUACUGGAUCGACAUGUCGACCUAGAAGGCAUGCAUCCGGUCAAACAUUGGAAGACCGGCCUGAUCGAAAAGUGGCCCGUCUGGGUCAUCGUAUCAAUAUCCUUGUUUCAACGCAUAAUUCCUAGAAAUGAACCCUCACCGGACAUUAUCCGGAAUCUCAUUCGUAUGAGUCAACUUAUCAUUGAUAAAGACUGGAGCCUGAAAAUGACGUUCUGGCUAUAUCCAUUUACGGAAUCCAAGCGCCAAUCGAGGGCGUUCGAUCUUGGUGAGAUUCUUAGAUUUGAUCAGGCUUUGGCUUUGGAGUCAGAGAUGAACCGGUUCAAUCGAUGGAGACGAUGGGUGAGGUAUUUGUGUAGUAGUGAUGAUCAUUUGGAACUGGUGCGGUUAGAAAGGAUUGUUAUGCGAGAGGCCACUUGGGAACCGCGAUAA
This is a messenger RNA of Pestalotiopsis fici W106-1, 2841 nucleotides long. RefSeq lists its product as uncharacterized. Bases 1 to 2841 code for a protein of 946 amino acids. NCBI's taxonomy places the organism in Eukaryota, Fungi, Ascomycota, Sordariomycetes, Amphisphaeriales, Sporocadaceae. The record is from RefSeq and is a predicted model, not a curated record. The transcript has 3 exons.